This is a messenger RNA of Penicillium cinerascens, 675 nucleotides long. RefSeq names its product NADPH-dependent FMN reductase. The record is from RefSeq and is a predicted model, not a curated record. Bases 1 to 675 code for a protein of 224 amino acids. The transcript has a single exon. Gene Ontology annotation, molecular function: oxidoreductase activity; FMN binding. NCBI's taxonomy places the organism in Eukaryota, Fungi, Ascomycota, Eurotiomycetes, Eurotiales, Aspergillaceae. Gene Ontology annotation, cellular component: cytosol.
AUGCCACCCAAACACGUGGCCAUCGUGACCUGCAGCACGCGCUCACCGCGACUAAACCCGACGAUAACGCAAUAUGUCUAUGACGUCCUCGCCCACGACCCCACAAUCCCCACGAAAAAGGUCGACGACAAUACAGAGGACACGGAUCCAAGACAUAUCACCCUUUCAAUCCUCGACCUCUCAAAGCAACACCUGCCUCUCUACGACGAAGCAAUCAUCCCAGCCAGUCUCCCCGCCCACGACCCGACGCCGCACUACACGACGGAACACGCCAAAGCGUGGUCCGCAGUCGUGCGCCAGUAUGACGGGUUCAUUUUCGUGACACCGCAGUACAACUGGAGUAUUCCUGCGAGUCUGAAGAAUGCGCUUGACUACUUGUUUCACGAGUGGAAGGGGAAGCCUGCGGGGAUCGUCUCGUACGGGUCGCGGGGUGGCAGGAAGGCGGCGGAUCAUCUGAAGAGUAUUUUGACGGGGUUGAGGAUGAGGGUCGUUGGGACGGCGCCUGGGCUUGUUGUGAAGAAUACUGGGUUGCCGGUCGGUGCAUUAUCGGAGGAGCAGGAGAGGGUUGAUCUUGAUGAGAAGGAUUUGGCUGGGUGGAAAGAUGCGGGCGUGGAGGGGAUGAUGAGGAAUUUGGGAAUGGAGCUUGUUUGUGAGUUGGAUAAGGAGCGAUGGUGA